This is a messenger RNA of Solea senegalensis (Senegalese sole), 2791 nucleotides long. Its product is annotated as germ cell-specific gene 1-like protein. Bases 845 to 2122 code for a protein of 425 amino acids. Gene Ontology annotation, cellular component: plasma membrane. NCBI's taxonomy places the organism in Eukaryota, Metazoa, Chordata, Actinopteri, Pleuronectiformes, Soleidae. The record is from RefSeq and is a predicted model, not a curated record. The transcript is spliced from 7 exons.
CUCGGGAGGAAGAGUAGAAGAGAGGAGACACUUGGGAGGAAGAGCAGAGGAGACACUGACAUAAACUCUGUGGUCAUCAUCCAGACAAAGACAGCACCGCAGUCACCAGACGUUAAUCCCAUCCACCUAACUCUGUGGGAUUAAUACAGAGAUUACCAGAGUUAGGCCCGAGAUUUGGGACUAAUCCGCUCCUCCACGAGCUCAAUCUCUCCUUCGGUGAGGUGCAGGCACAGGUUGAUGCCCUCAACGCGCAAAUGAUUAGUCGGCAAAAAUCUGCAGGAAAAGAUUUAGACUUUUUUUUUUCUGAUGGCGACGGCGGCGGCGCACGCCUGUGGUGGAGCGGCGAUGGCUUCGUGCCAAAGGUCAAAGGUCACACGAGAGAGAAGAGAGAGGAAGUCCACAUCUGUCUCUCGUAGUGAUUAAAUCACGUCAUCUUCUAACCUCUUUGUCCUCCUCCUUAAGCCCCGCCCUUUUAUCCUGCCCUUUGACCUUUAUUCCAGUUCUCAAACAUCCUUAAUCCGCUCUCUCGACCUCGCCUCGCCACCAUCCUCCAUGAAUCCGUUUCAAUCACCACGGCAACUAAUGACCACUCAAAACUGCUUUACUCUACAGUUCACACUCCUCUGCUCUCAGAGACCUGGUGGGGUCUCAACGUGGGGUUAAUCCUGCCCAAGGACACGUCGGCAUGUAGAUCGAACCCACAACCUUUGAGUUGAAAGACAAUCGCUCUACCACUGAGCUACCGUCGCCUCCCACUCGGUCAGAUCGGCUCUUGGGGCCAUUUUUGUGAACCAGGACCGGUGGUCUGUGAGCCCGAGGCCUCGCUCGGGAGAGACAGGCAGCCAUGUUGGAGAAGAUGUCACGGCGGAACCGCUCCCUCCUCUCGCUGUCGCUCACCUCGCUGGCGCUCACGCUGUCCGUGUCGGCGUUCUGCACGUCGUACUGGUGCGAGGGGACGCACAAGGUGGUGAAGCCGCUCUGCCUGUCGCCGGUCAAGAUGAAGAACUGUGGCCAGAACAACAGCCAGCCGUACACCACAGAGGCUCCGACUCCGGACCCGAGGAACCCGGCGCCAAACGUGACGCUGACUCCGCUGCAGAAGGAGGAACUGGCCCGGCUCAAGAAGAAGCAGCUGGCCAACGCCGUCCAGUACAUCUGGGAGACGGGCGAGGACAAGUACAUGCUGCGCUACUUCCAUACAGGCUUCUGGCUCUCCUGUGAGAAACACAAUGAAGGGAAUGAUCAGGAGGAAAAGUGUCGCAGCUUCAUUGAGCUGACGCCAGGAGAAACUCAAGGCGUCCUGUGGCUGUCCGUCAUCAGUGAGUGCAUGUACAUCGGUCUUCUGGCCAUGGGCUUCCUGCUCAUGUGUGUGGAAUCCAUUUGCCUCUGCGCUAAGAGGGAGAUGAACGCGCUGAAGAUCAACGCCUUCGCCGCCAUGUGCACCGUCCUCUCCGGGAUGAUGGGGAUGGUGGCUCACAUGAUGUACACCACAGUGUUUCAGAUGACCGUCAGCAUCGGACCCAAAGACUGGAGGCCGCAGACCUGGGACUACGGAUGGUCCUUCGCCAUGGCGUGGCUGUCGUUCAGCUGCUGCAUGGCCGCCGCCGUGGCGACGCUCAACUCCUACACCAAGACCAUCAUCGAGAUGAAGCACCGGGCUCGGGUCAGGCUGGAGGACGCCCGCGCCGCCGCCCGCGCCCCUUCCUACGAGGAGGUCGUUCGAUCCGGCGGCGCCGGCGUUUACUCCGUCAGCCAGCUGAUCCAGCUCGGCCAGCAGGGGGCGAUCAUGGACCCGCUGUGGCCCAGAGGAGUGGGACCAGCUGUGGGACCUCUAGAGUGCGGCGCUGGGGGAGCGCUGCUGGUCGGCGGGGGAGGAAUCGGAGUCGGAGGAUUGGGGAUGGGAAUGGGAGGAGUGGGAGGAGUCGGAGGGAACGGCGUUGGGAUGGCGCUGGGGGCGGCGGGAGGAGUCGGUGGUGUGGCGGCACUGGUGGACCCUCACGGUGUGGUGGUGGUGGAGGGAUGUGGCGUCGAGGGAUGUGAAGACUGCGAGCGGGAAAUGGACGAGAUGGAUUAUGAGCUGCACGAAGAGUGCGCAUGCGAGAGAGAGGACUCACUCUGCUGAGAUUUCAGAAGACACUUGAACCUUUGUCUUUGUUUGUAUAUAAACGAUUCUAAAAAGAGCUUAAUCCAGUCUCUUAAUCAAGACUCUGCUCAGCUGCCACUGAUGUGUCGUCCAAUUCUGGACUUUACUGGGAGACAUGAAGACACGGUUUACUGAGAAAGGAGGGAUGUCGGUUUAUUAUAAACCCAGUUUUCUUACUUUAUUUAUAUUUGUUGUUUUAACCACCUUGAUUUUAAGUACAAGGAAGAAUCUGAGAUUACAGCGACAGAGAGAUUUGAACGUUUGGACAGAUGCUUUCAAAUACUGGACAGGGGAUUAUCGUCAAUAAUCUGCCCAGUCAGAGAGAGAGAGAACGAGGAGAUUAAUUAAAAACGUAAAUUACGAGGCUGAAUUAAACAACACUUUACAUAAGACACAAACUUGUAACUGAGAUGAUUUUCGUGCCGUAAUCUGUUUCCCCGAGAACAACCAGAUGAAGGAUUUUUUCAUUCAUUCAUUCAUUCAUUCAUUCAUUCACUGGUAAAACAAUAGUGUUUUUAUAAACGUUUCCACCUGUUUAAUCUGAUCUCUCACUGAAGUUAAAGGAUUCUCUCUUAGGUAAAUAAAUCAGUUGUAUAAUCUUAAAUCUUUGUCACUGCCCUUUAAAUAAAUCUGGUGAUAAUCUGUGUA